Messenger RNA from Polyodon spathula (Mississippi paddlefish), 6784 nucleotides. RefSeq names its product dystrophin-like. Bases 272 to 6784 code for a protein of 2170 amino acids. The record is from RefSeq and is a predicted model, not a curated record. Gene Ontology annotation, biological process: synaptic signaling. Gene Ontology annotation, cellular component: plasma membrane. The transcript has 45 exons. NCBI's taxonomy places the organism in Eukaryota, Metazoa, Chordata, Actinopteri, Acipenseriformes, Polyodontidae. Gene Ontology annotation, molecular function: protein binding.
CCGAUGGUCUAUUUAAGGAAGAGACUGAUCAACACCUGUUUUCACUGAUCUGGAUGCUUUGACAGUUCUUUUUCCUGAUGUCACUGGCAUGCUAUUUUGCUCGCUUGUCCCUCCGGGUGUAUUGCAUUUAGGCACUGAGCUAAGCUCGAGCCAUUCACUCUUCGCUUCAGUCUCUUCAUUGUAUUUGUCCGUGGUUCUUCACUUCAUCGCAUCCCCAGUUAAAAGGAUUCUACGGAUCUGCUAGCUACUAUACUUUUCUAUAAGGUUAACCAUGGCUGAAGCAGGACGUCCCGAAGAUCACAGAGAGGACUCGGUUGGGGAUGAAUUCAAUGAAAUCAUCAAAACCAGAUCGGAUGAAAGAGAAGAUGUUCAAAAGAAAACCUUCUCAAAAUGGAUAAACUCACAGUUUGCUAAGGCUGGGAAAUCUCAGAUCGAGGACCUCUUCACUGAUCUUCGGGAUGGGAGACGGCUUCUGGAGCUCUUGGAAAGCCUAGCAGGCCAUGAACUAGCAAAAGAAAAGGGCUUCACAAGAGUUCAUGCACUCAAUAAUGUCAACCGAGCAUUGCAAGUCCUGCAGAAAAAUAACGUUGAGCUGGUAAACAUUGGAGGUGCUGACAUAGUGGAUGGAAAUCAUAAACUUACCUUGGGUUUGAUCUGGAGCAUUAUCCUCCACUGGCAGGUAAAGGAUGUAAUGAAAAACAUCAUGGCUGGUUUGCAACAGACAAACAGCGAGAAGAUCCUGCUAAGCUGGGUGCGCCAGUCAACCCAGUACUACCAGGAAGUCAAUGUUGUCAAUUUCACCAACAGCUGGUCUGAUGGCCUGGCCUUCAAUGCACUUAUCCAUAGUCACAGGCCUGAUCUCUUUGAGUGGAGCAGCGUACUGAAGUAUCAGUCAGCUACUGAAAAACUGGACCAUGCAUUCAGCACAGCCAAACAACACCUAGGCAUCGAGAAACUGCUGGAUCCUGAAGACAUUGCAACCACACACCCAGACAAAAAGUCCAUCAUUAUGUACGUCACAUCGCUCUUUCAAGUCCUGCCCCAGCAAGUAACCAUUGAAGCCAUCCGAGAAGUAGAGACUCUACCCCGGAACACGAAGCUCACUCAGGAGGAACAUUUUCAGAUCCAGCAUCAGCAACGAUAUUCUCAGCAGAUCACAGUCAGUGUUGCACAGGGCAGUGUGCGCACCCCCUCUCCUUCUCUUAAACCACGCUACAAAAGCUAUGCCUACACACAAGCUGCUUAUGUCAUGUCAUCUGACCAAGAGAGGAAGUGUUUUUCUCCCCAGCCUCAAACCCAGGAAGGCAGGGUUGUUGGCAGCCCGCUGAUGGAAGCUGAAGUUCACCUGGACAGCUACCAGAGUGCAUUGGAAGAGGUGCUAACAUGGCUGCUGUCAGCUGAGGAUGCUUUGCACACACAUGGAGAUGUCUCUAGCGAUGUGGAAGAGGUCAAGGAGCAGUUUCACACCCAUGAGGGCUUCAUGAUGGAAUUAACAUCUCACCAGGGCAGUGUGGGAAAGGUCCUCCGCGCUGGAAGCAAGUUGCUAUCAGAAGGGAAGCUGUCAGAAGAUGAAGAAAAUGAGAUCCGAGAACAGAUGAAUCUCCUGAACUCCAGAUGGGAAAAUCUCAGGGUAGCCAGCAUGGAGAGGCAAAGCAAACUACAUGAAGUUCUAAUGUUCCUGCAAUAUCAGCAACUGAAACAGCUGGAAGGUUGGCUUGUGACAACAGAAGCAAGAAUCAGCAGAAUGGAGACACAGCCUCUUGGUCCUGAUCUAGAAGAUGUAAAACACCAAGUAGAAGAACACAAACUGCUCCAAGAGGACCUGGAGGCAGAGCAAGUGAGAGUGAACUCCCUAACCCACAUGGUAGUGGUGGUAGAUGAGAGCAGUGGAGACAGUGCCACAGCUGCCUUGGAGGAGAAACUGCAGAGCUUGGGAGAAAGGUGGGCAGCCAUUUGCAAGUGGACAGAGGAGCGCUGGAUCCUUUUGCAGGAGAUUCUUCUCAAGUGGCAGCACUUCACUGAGGAGCAGUGCCUUUUUGAUGCCUGGCUGAUUGAAAAAGAAGAAGCUGUUAACAGGAUCCAAACAACCGAUUUCAAAGACCAGAAUGAAAUGGUGACCAGCCUGAGACAGUUAGCUAUCCUGAAAGGGGACUUGGAAAUGAAGAGACAGACCAUGGAUAAGUUGUGCGCACUCAGCCAGGACCUCCUGUCAGCCGUGAAAAACAAGGACGUAGCUCAAAAGCUGGAAGCUCGUCUAGAAGAUUUUGCCCAGCGCUGGGACAGCCUUGUGCAGGCCCUGGAGAAGAGCUCCACGCAGAUUUCACAGACUGUCACCACAGCUCAGCCAUCACUAACGCAGACCACAGUAAUGGAAACUGUAACUAUGGUGACCACUAGAGAGCAGGUCCUGGUUAAACAUGUUAAGGAAGAGCUCCCUCCACCCCCGUCCCAGAAGAAGAGGCAGAUUGUGGUGGACUCUGAACUUCGGAAAAGGUUUGGUGUGGAUACGACCGAGCUGCACAGUUGGAUGACCAGAUCUGAAGCCGUACUCCAAAGUCCAGAGUUUGCGAUUUCCCGAAAAGAAGGGAACCUCUCAGAUCUUCAGGAGCGAGUAAAUGCUAUUGAGAGAGAGAAGCCAGAGAAGCACAGAAAGCUGCAAGAUGCCAGUCGAUCAGCUCAGGCACUGGUGGAACAGAUGGUGAACGAGGGCCUUAAUGCUGAUGACAUCAAGCAGGCCUCGGAGCAGUUGACCAGCCGCUGGAGUGAGUUCUGUCAGCUGCUUGGAGAGAGACUGGCUUGGCUGCAGUAUCAGAACAAGAUUUUAGCCUUUUACAGCCAGCUUCAGCAGAUUGAGCAGGCUGUAGUGACUGCGGAGAACUGGCUGAGGAGCCAACAAGCACUAGCAACAGACCCUGAACCCAUCAAACUACAGCUCGAGAAAUGCAAGGAUGAGGUCGCUCGCUUGUCUGCACUGCAGCUUAAAGUUGAGAAGUUGAAAGACCAAGGGAAAGAGCUCAAGGAAAAGGAAGAAGUGCCCAUGUUUCUUGAUGCUGAUAUCACAGCGCUCACCAAUCACUAUAACCAGGUUUUGGCUGACCUUCAGGCAAGGGAAAAACAGCUAAAUACUAUUCUAGAGAGCCUGCCACCUACCCGGUAUAAGGAGACUGUGACUACCCUCUUGUUGUGGAUCCAGCAAUCAGAAACCAGACUCUCCAUUCCUCAGGUUACAGUCACUGAGUACGAAGUCAUGGAGCAGAGACUUAAGGAGUUGAAGGUCUUACAGGGCUCCCUUCAGGAACAGCAGAGUGGCCUCAACUACCUAACAUCCACCAUGGAGGAGGUGUGUCAGAAAGCCCCUGUGGAGAUCAGCAAGAAGUACAGGCUGGAGAUCGAGAACAUCCUCUGUCGCUGGAAGAAGCUGUCAGCUCAACUGGGAGAACAGGGCCAGAAACUGGAGGAGCUGAUGACCAAACUCCAGCAGUUUCAUAACGACAUAAAAACUCUGCAGAAAUGGAUGGCAGAAGUGGAUGUUUUCCUAAAUGAAGAAUGGCCUGCGCUGGGAGAUUCAGAAGCUCUUGAAAAACAAUUGGAGCAAUGCACAGCUUUGGUGAAUGACAUCCACACGAUCCAGCCCAGUCUGAAUGGUAUCAACAAAGUGGGUCAGGCUCUCAAAAGCGAGGCGGAGCCUGCCUUUGCCAGCAAGCUGCAGGAAGAGCUCACUGAACUCAAUGCUCAGUGGGAGAAUAUCUGCAAACAGGCUUUUGCUAAAAAGUCAGCCUUAAAGGGUGGAUUAGACAAGACGGUGAGUCUGAGGAAGGACCUGACUGAAAUGCAGGAGUGGAUAACACAAGCAGAAGAAGAUUACCUGGAGAGGGAUUUUGAGUACAAAACACCAGAGCAGUUGAAAAGGGCAGUGGAGGAGUUAAAGAGGGCUCGAGAGGAGGUCCAGCAGAAGGAGGUGAAGGUAAAGCUCCUCACAGAUUCGGUGAACAGUUUCAUAGCGAAGGCUCCUCCCGUCGCUCACGAGGCCUUAAGGACUGAGCUUGGCGUUCUGACAUCCAACUACCAGAGACUGUGCAGCAGACUGAAUGGGAAAUGCAAAACGUUAGAGGAGGUCUGGGCCUGCUGGUGUGAACUCCUGUCAUAUCUCGAGGCAGAGAACAGAUGGCUGGACGAGUUGGAACUUAAACUGAGAGCUACAGACAACAUCCAGGGGGGUGCAGAGGAAAUCUCAGAGGCAUUGGAUUCUCUGGAAAGCAGGUUGCGCCACCCAGAGGACAACCGUAAUCAGGUUCGAGAGCUUGCCCAGACACUGACAGAUGGAGGAAUCCUAGAUGAGCUGAUUAAUGUGAAGCUAGAGACCUUUAAUACUCGCUGGGAUGAGCUUCUGCAGCAGGCUGUAAGGAGACAACAGUCCCUUGAGCAUAGUAUCCAAUCUGCUCAGGAAACUGACAAAACAGUGCGCUUAAUCCAGGAGUCUCUAGCAACCAUUGACCGCCACCUAACAGCCUACAUUACAGAUCAGAUUGACGCAGCUCAGAUCCCAACGGAAGCACAGAAAAUCCAGUCUGAGUUGAGCAGCCAUGAAAGCAGCCUGGACGAAAUGAAAAAGAGAAAGCUUGCAAAGGAAACUUCUGAGCGAGUCAUUUCACAGAUUGACGUAACACAGAAAAAGCUACAGGAAGUCUCCAUGAAGUUGCGCUUGUUCCAGAAGCCAGUGAACUUUGAGCAACGCCUGUUGGAUUGUAAGAGGACUCUGGAUGAUGUGAAGACCCAGUUGCCAUUGUUGGAGAUGAAAAGUGUGGAGCAGGAUGUUCUGCAGUCACAGCUGGAUCAAUGCAUGAAAUUGUACAAAAAUUUGAGUGAGGUGAAGUUGGAAGUUGAGACAGUCAUAAAGACUGGACGCCAGAUUGUUCAGAAGCAGCAGACUGAAAACCCCAAAGAGCUGGAUGAGAGACUCACAGCUUUGAAAGUGCAGUACAAUGAAAUGGGUGCCCAGGUGACGGAAGGGAAGCAAGACCUGGAGAAGUGUUUGAAAUUGUCCCGGAAGCUGAGGAAAGAGGUGAAUGCUCUGACCGAAUGGCUGGCGGCGACGGAUACAGAGCUGACAAAGCGGUCUGCAGUGGAGGGGGUGCCCACUAAUUUGGACGCUGAGGUUGCAUGGGGAAAGGCUGUACAGAAAGAGACUGAGAAGCACCAUCAGCAGCUGAAGAAUAUCUCUGAUCUGGCUGAAGCUGUGAAGGCUAUACUUCAUGGCAAGGAGAACCUCGUAGAAGACAAAGUCAGCCUCCUGAACUGUAAUUGGAUAGCAGUGACCUCAAGGGCUGAGGAGUGGCUAAACGUGUUGUUGGAUUAUCAGAAGCAGAUGGGAAUUUUUGAUCAGAACAUUGCCCAAAUCACCGCCUGGAUGUACCGCGCUGAGAUACUCUUGGACGAGUCAGAAAAGCAGGACGAUAGAGAGGAAGUGUUAAAGUGUUUGAAGGCUGAGUUGAGCGAUAUUGGUACGAAGGUGGAGGUAGUGCGUGACCAGGCGCAGGACCUCAUUAAGAACCGUGGCGAUCACUGCAGAGAAGUCAUAGAGCCCACGCUGACAGAGCUUAAUCAGCGGUUCGAGGCUUUAUCACACAGGAUAAAGACUGGGAAGGCCUCUGUUUCCUACAGAGAAGUGGAGCAAUAUCACGCAGAUGCACAGAAAUGGCUAGAACAGCUGGAGGCAGAGGUUAAGCAAGGAGAGAACCUGAAAGAAGAGGAUUUUCAGAAAGCUGCGGGAGAUUCAGAGGAAGGGGCAGUGAAAGAGCUUUUGCAGAAAGGAGAGAACCUACAGCAGCGAGUUCCAGAUGAGAAGAAACGAGAGGAGAUCAGAAUAAAACAACACCUGCUAAAUUCUAAAUAUAACACUGUCAAGGACCUGAGAUCUCUGAGGAAGAAAAAGGCUCUGCCAAUAUCACCCCAGUGGUACCAGUACAGGCGGCAGGCUGACAACCUACUGCAGUGGCUUGAUGACAUUGAGAAAAGGGUAGCCAGUCUACCAGACCCCAAAGAUGAACAAAAGACAAAGGAGAUUGAUGCUGAACUGGAGGAGAAGAGAGAAGACCUGAAUGCAGUCAACAGGCAGGCUCAAAGCUUGUCAAGGGAUGGGGCUGCAAAGGCAGUGGAGCCGAGCUUGAUCCAGCUCAACAAACGCUGGCAAGAAAUAGAGAGCAAAUUUGCUCAGUUCCGACGACUGAACUUUUCACAAAUUCAAACGGUUUUCGAAGAGACGACUGUUGUGACGACUGAAAGGGUGACUGAGGAGACCUCUCAUAUAUCAUCUGAGUACCUAGCAGAGAUACGCUGGCUGCUCCACUCCAUAGCUGAGGUGGAAUUUCUCCUCAACUCUCCUGAGUACUGGGCUGGAAACUUCCACAACUUCUCAAAUCAAGAAGACUGUCUGAAGAAUGUGAAAUACAACCUGGGGCAGCUGUCCAGUCGGGUGGAGGGUGUCCACAGUAAGAAAGCAGCAGGCCUUCAGAGUGCCUCACCCGUGGAAACCGAGCAGAUCCAAGAGGCCCUGAGUCAGCUGGAUGUAAACUGGGAAAAACUUAACAAGUUGUACAAGGACCGUCAUGCGAGGUUUGACAAAUCUGUGGAGAAGUGGCAUCGAUUCCACAGCUAUUUAAAAAGCCUUGUCCAGUGGCUGACUGAAGCUGAAUGUGUUCUGGCUAAGAUGAAGACUGACUCUGGGUGCCUUGACCAAACCAAAGCCAAAGAACAAUUUAAGUCUAUUGGCCACUUGGAUGUUUGA